UCCAUGAUGUUGUUAAGAAUGCUAGUAGAGCUGACAGCUGGGUUUAAAGGAUUUCAGCUGAUUAGAUCUUCUUAUUACAUGAUUGCAGAUGCUUACGUACUUCGAAGCAAUGUGAUUAUGAUCCUGUGUUAAGUUUUCGAUAUCAAUUUACUAUUCACAGUGUCUCCAAUGCCUGAAUAUGGCUGGAGCUAAAUCAGGCGUGCACGUCGUUCAAUUAAAACCCAUAUCAGUACCCAAAGCUUUAGUGGAGGGAAACAAGUUUAUUAAAUGGGAUGAUGAUUCGACAGUUGGAACGCCUGUCACGCUUAAGGUGGACGAGAAAGGAUUUUUUCUGUAUUGGACAGAUCAAAACAAAGAAACUGAAUUCCUAGAGGUAUCGUGCAUGAGAGAUGUCAGAACUGGCAGAUACUCUCGUGUGCCGAAGGAAGGGAAAUUGCGAGACUCUGUUACAAUGGGGCCACCUGAUGUACUCUUGGAAGAUAAAACUAUUACUGUUGUGUAUGGACCUGACCUAGUCAACAUUAGUUUUCUAAAUUUCUGCUGUAUUGGGAAAGAAAUUGCUCAAGAUUGGACAGAUGCUCUCAUGAAGAUGGCAUAUAAUUUACUUGCUCUGAAUGCUCCUGCAACAACUUUUUUAGAGAAGCUGUACACUAAGAUAAGACUUAUGGUAGACAGAGAUGGAAAAGUUCCUGUAAAAAAUGUUGUUAAACUAUUUGCUCAAAAUAAAGAAGAUAAGAAAAGAGUGGAAAAAGCUUUAGAACUUUGUGGUGUGGCUACUGGAAAGAAUGAUACCAUAAACCCUGAAAAAUUUUCAUUUGAAAUCUUCCAAAAUUUCUAUCGUUAUUUAACUGGAAGAGAAGAAGUUGAUGUCAUAUUUGAACGGCUGACGGGUAGUAGAAAGAAAGGCAUGACAGUCGAUCAAAUGGUGGAAUUUCUAAACAAAGAACAGAGAGAUCCUCGCCUAAAUGAAAUUCUUUAUCCAUAUGCUGAUCCUGGACGUGUUCGAGACCUCAUCGCUGCACAUGAACCACACAAGAGCUAUGCACAGAAAGGUUUAUUAUCAGUGGAUGGUUUUUUACGGUACCUUAUGGGUUCUGACAAUGUAAUUGUUGCACCUGAAAAAUUUGACUUGAAUCUGGACAUGGACCAACCACUGAGUCAUUAUUUCAUCAAUUCAUCUCAUAACACUUAUCUCACAGGCCACCAGCUUACUGGUAAGUCUUCCGUUGAAAUUUAUCGCCAAUGUCUUCUUUCUGGUUGUCGCUGUGUGGAACUGGACUGCUGGAAUGGAAAGUAUUCUGAUGAAGAACCUAUUAUCACUCACGGGUAUACAGUGGUGACAGAAGUCCUACUGAAAGAAGUGCUUGAAGCUAUUGCAGAAAGUGCUUUUAAAACUUCAGAUUAUCCUGUUCUGUUGUCAUUUGAAAAUCAUUGUUCGCCUAAACAGCAAGCAAAAAUGGCCAAUUACUGUACAAAAAUUUUGGGUGACUUACUAUUAACAGAACCACUACCUAAUUAUGAACUAAAGCCUGAGACACCACUGCCAUCACCUAACCAGCUGAUGAGAAAGAUUUUAAUAAAAAAUAAGAAAAAGCAUUAUCCUAAAAGUGUGUCCUCUGCCAAAUCCACCACUGCCAUUGAGAAAGAGGAGGAGCCUUCUGUCCAACCCUCCAGUACUCCUGAAAAGAUUAAGCUGACUCCCUCCACAAGUGAUGAGCCGAGGAGCUCUUCUAAGACAGGGCCCUUAACGAAUGGUGGGCCUGAAAUGGAGAGGGUUCCCUCUGAAAUGGAUGAGUCUGGCUCUGACUCUGGGUCUGAUGAAGAAGAGCAAGUUGAUGCGGAAGUGACUUGUGAUCAGAAUGAAGGAACUGCAGCUAAGGAAUCUGAAGCUGGAGCUGAAAUGUCUGCGCUUGUUCUGUAUACACAACCUGUUCGUUUUCAUUCCUUUGAACAUGCAGAGAAACGCAACAGAUGUUUUGAAAUUUCUUCCUUUGUUGAAACCCAAGCCACAAAUCUCCUGAAAGAGCAUCCCGUGGAAUUUGUAGACUAUAAUAAGAGACAGCUCAGUCGUAUAUACCCUAAGGGCACACGUGUAGAUUCAAGUAAUUACAUGCCUCAGGUAUUUUGGAAUGCUGGAUGUCAACUUGUGGCCUUAAACUUUCAAACCUUAGACUUGGGGAUGCAGCUGAAUAUGGGAAUUUUUGAAUACAAUGGAAGAAGUGGCUAUCUAUUGAAGCCUCAUUUUAUGAGAAGGAAAGACAAGAAGUUUGAUCCUUUUACAGAAUCCACUGUUGACGGGAUCAUAGCUGGAACAGUAUCUAUAAAGAUCAUUUCAGGUCAGCUGCUAACAGAUAAGAGAGUGGGUACAUAUGUGGAGGUGGACAUGUAUGGUUUGCCAGCCGAUACUGUACGUCGGAGAUUUCGAACCAAGACAGUGCCUAAUAAUGGAAUAAACCCUAUGUAUGAUGAAGAGCCUUUUGUUUUUAAAAAAGUGGUUUUACCUGAUUUAGCCUGCCUGAGGAUCACAGCUUAUGAGGAAAGUGGAAAAUUUAUUGGUCACCGAGUGUUGCCAGUUGUAGGGCUGAGGCCUGGUUAUCGCCAUAUAUCCCUUCGUAACGAAUCUGGUCAACCUCUUCAGUUUCAUAUGCUUUUUGUACAGAUCACAGUGAAGGAUUAUGUUCCAGAUGGAUUUUCUGAAUUAGCUGAUGCCUUAGCAAAUCCAAUAGCUUAUCAGUCCAUAAUGGAGAAGCAUGCACGCCAGCUGAUGGCUCUAACAGAUGAUGAUGAUAACUUGGAGGAUGAGAAGGAGUCUGGGCGAUCUCCCGCAAAGCUGAGUGUCUGUUCCGAUUCUGGACGUCAGAGUGCCAGCAAGGAGGACAAGUCAGAUUCCAGAGGAUCUUCCAGACACAACACUGUGAAUGGCAACAUUCAGAGGAUGACUUCCGGGAGCACUUCUCCUGCAGCGAUGCCUGCUCUCAAGCGUCAAGAAACACUAAGAAGAGGGCUUGCUCAAUCUGUAAGAAGUCUAUCAGAUGAAAAUGCACAAGAAAAAAUUCCUUCACUUUUAGAAUCAGAAGAAGCCAACAUUACAGCUGAGCCUUUGGAAAAAAUCAGAGAGCACAAGUCAGUUCUAAAAGUUAUGGCAAAACUGGAAAAAGAGCUUCAAGCGGUCAGGAAAAAGCAUGAUAAGAUGAAAGAAAAGGAACGAGACCUACUGCUGCAGAAAGAGGAAAAGUUGAGCAAAGCGCAGGAGCACCAAAAGACGCACAUAGUCAAAAACCACUCCAAACUAGUGAAGAAAGGCUCAGGAAUAGAUGUACAGCUAUUGAAAAGGAAAAGUGAAGCAGGUCUUCAGGCAAUGAGUGUUGAUCACCAAACAAAGCUUGAAGAGCUACAAAAAAUCCACUCGCAAGCACUGAUGAGCAUAACAAGGGAAUUGUAUAAGGCGGAACUUGAAAUCUAUGAGAGAUAUCAAGAACCGUUGUUUAGUGCAAUGGAGAAAUCUUUGCUGGCUUCACAAGCUGCUCAGAUGGAAUAUUUGAAGAGCUUGCAUGAUAGAGAAGUUGCUGAAUUGAUGAAGAGACUUGAAGUUCAGAAUAAGGAAGAAAUGAAAGACCUCAGCAAAAAACACAAAGAUAAAAAUGAGUUAGCCAGAAUCAAAAGAGAAUCCCACCAAAGGCUGAUAGAACAAGCUGUUGCUGAAAGGCAACGUUUCAGUAGCUUGUUGGAUAAAAGGAAAAGUGAACUGGAACGCCAACAUCUAGAAGUGAAAAAGCAACUAGAAGAAGAAAGGAGUUCAGCUCGUGAGAAGCUCCAACAAGACUUUCAGUCCAAGAUUUCCAGAUUGCUGCUCACUGUUGAGGGCUCUUCAUCUGGCCCCAGCCCUACAUCAGAGACAGUUGAGAGGACACCCUUAUGAAACUUCUUAACAGGCAGCAGAGGAGGAGUCAGUAUUAGUGAAUAAGAAACUGAGCUCUCCUGCCUUGUGCUAUUGCCGCAGCACUACGAUGUCAGUCCAUCCGUCAGAGGUCCACUGGAUAUGUGUGAUACAUUUGCCAUCAGCACAGAACCAGGUGACCAGCACAACCACACUUUGUUCAUUUCUGAUGACACGACUCCUCAGUAUUUGGUGUUGCUCCUUUCCAAUGGUUGUGGUUUUUUUCUUUCUUUCCUUCAAAUUAUUAUUAUUAUUUUUUUUUUUU
Argiope bruennichi is the source of this 4202-nucleotide messenger RNA. Its product is annotated as 1-phosphatidylinositol 4,5-bisphosphate phosphodiesterase classes I and II-like. Bases 179 to 3919 code for a protein of 1246 amino acids. The transcript is spliced from 35 exons. Gene Ontology annotation, biological process: phosphatidylinositol-mediated signaling; lipid catabolic process. The record is from RefSeq and is a predicted model, not a curated record. Lineage: Eukaryota; Metazoa; Arthropoda; Arachnida; Araneae; Araneidae. Gene Ontology annotation, molecular function: phosphatidylinositol-4,5-bisphosphate phospholipase C activity; calcium ion binding.